This is a messenger RNA of Symphalangus syndactylus (siamang), 7892 nucleotides long. RefSeq names its product carbohydrate sulfotransferase 6 (gene CHST6). Gene Ontology annotation, biological process: keratan sulfate proteoglycan biosynthetic process; carbohydrate metabolic process; N-acetylglucosamine metabolic process. Gene Ontology annotation, molecular function: N-acetylglucosamine 6-O-sulfotransferase activity. NCBI's taxonomy places the organism in Eukaryota, Metazoa, Chordata, Mammalia, Primates, Hylobatidae. The record is from RefSeq and is a predicted model, not a curated record. Gene Ontology annotation, cellular component: Golgi membrane.
UCCCCAGCUAAAAGUUGCGCCUCUCAGAGUCCCAGCCCACCUGGGCCCUCCUGCCCCGCCCUCGGCCGGCGCCCCUCCCCCGAGGCGUGGCCCCUCGGUCUGGGGUGGGCCGACCGGCUCCUUCCUUCCCCCACCGCGCUAGCUCCCGCCGGCCACCCGGGGACCGCAGCCACGUCUGAAAGCGCCUCAUUGUGUGCGCUCGGGCGGGCUACACCGGGCAGCGCCGAGGGUUGCUGGCCGGCGCGCAGGAGUACAGGGCACGGGCCGCAGUGCCGCGUCCCAGAGGGAGCUCUGCGCCGGGUCCUUCCCUGUGGUAGCCCCAGGACACCCCCAUCCUCAACAUCCCAUUCUGGGACUCCUGCCCUGUUCCCAGAUUCGCUUUGCCUCGAGUCUCCAGGAGCUUCCAGUGGCUUGGUCACCCCCGACUCUCGUCCAUGCCUCUUAGAGCCCCUUUCCCGGCCUCACCGGGUGUCCCUUAAUAGUCUUGGGACCUUAAGGAGCAAGCGAGACCCUGCGGACCCUCCCAGUGAAGAGAAAGAGCUGGCUGUGCGGUGGAACUUGGAAGAGACGACGUCUGGUAGAUUUGCUGAGCUCAGGAAGGGAAGCGUCCCUCUCGCUGCCGCUCCAGGUCGGACAGACACGCCAAGCUUUGAGGUUUUCCCAGAGUGGCUGUGGGAUCUGGAGUCGGCUGGUGACAGAGCUGCCGGGCAUCCUCCACCCACACCUGUUGCCUCCUGAUGAGGGAAAGGGGCAGAAAUGGGAUCUGCUCACAAGUUAGACCCUGGUUUCUCUCAGUGUGACCUGGACAGGGGAAGGGGGAAGGCAGGGAGCAAGGAGAAAACUUCCAGGCCCCUCCCUUCCAAAGUCACCCGGUCUUGAGAUCAUUGCAGAAGCAACAGGUGCAAAGAGAAGAACACUUUGGGACCUUGGAAUGCGGGAGGUUGGCUCAGUGUUCCUUCCAUCCUGUGAGACAUGUGUGACAUUUUUUUUUUUUUGAGAUGGAGUUUCGCCCUUAUUGUCCAGGUUGGUGUGCAGUGGCAUGAUCUCGGCUCACCACAACCUCUGCUUCCUGAGUUCAAGUGAUUUUCCUGCCUCAGCCUCCCAAGUACAGGUGCUGAGGAACCUCUAAUCAUCUCCCAUGGAUCUGUGAUCAGCGUUGCAGCUCUCCCAGCAGCUCUGGACAGUGGCCCCCAGCAGUCAGCAUGUGGCUGCCGCGCGUCUCCAGCACAGCAGUGACUGCGCUCCUCCUGGCGCAGACCUUCCUGCUCCUCUUUCUGGUUUCCCGGCCAGGGCCCUCGUCCCCAGCAGGCGGCGAGGAGCACGUGCAUGUGCUGGUGCUGUCCUCGUGGCGCUCGGGCUCGUCCUUCGUGGGCCAACUCUUCAACCAGCACCCCGACGUCUUCUACCUAAUGGAGCCCGCGUGGCACGUGUGGACUACCCUGUCGCAGGGCAGCGCUGCAACGCUGCACAUGGCCGUGCGCGACCUGGUGCGCUCCGUCUUCCUGUGCGACAUGGACGUGUUUGAUGCCUAUCUGCCUUGGCGCCGCAACCUGUCCGACCUCUUCCAGUGGGCCGUGAGCCGUGCACUGUGCUCGCCACCCGCCUGCAGUGCCUUUCCCCGAGGCGCCAUCAGCAGCGAGGCCGUGUGCAAGCCACUGUGCGCGCGGCAGCCCUUCAGCCUGGCCCGGGAGGCCUGCCGCUCCUACAGCCACGUGGUGCUCAAGGAGGUGCGCUUCUUCAACCUGCAGGUGCUCUACCCGCUGCUCAGCGACCCCGCGCUCAACCUGCGCAUCGUGCACCUGGUGCGCGACCCGCGGGCCGUGCUGCGCUCCCGGGAGCAGACAGCCAAGGCUCUGGCGCGUGACAACGGCAUCGUGCUGGGCACCAACGGCACGUGGGUGGAGGCCGACCCCGGCCUGCGCGUGGUGCGCGAGGUGUGCCGUAGCCACGUACGCAUCGCCGAGGCUGCCACACUCAAGCCGCCACCCUUUCUGCGCGGCCGCUACCGCCUGGUGCGCUUCGAGGACCUGGCGCGGGAGCCGCUGGCAGAAAUCCGUGCGCUCUACGCCUUCACUGGGCUGAGUCUCACGCCACAGCUCGAGGCCUGGAUCCAUAACAUCACCCACGGAUCUGGACCUGGUGCGCGCCGCGAAGCCUUCAAGACUUCGUCCAGGAAUGCGCUCAACGUCUCCCAGGCCUGGCGCCAUGCGCUGCCCUUUGCCAAGAUCCGCCGCGUGCAGGAACUGUGCGCUGGUGCCCUGCAGCUGCUGGGCUACCGGCCUGUAUACUCUGAGGACGAGCAGCACAACCUCGCUCUUGAUCUGGUGCUGCCACGAGGCCUGAACGGCUUCACUUGGGCAUCGUCCACUGCCUCGCAUCCCCGGCAUUAGUGGAGGCCACAGUUGUAGCGGGCGCUAGGCUUGGGAGGAGAGUGCAUGGUGCAGAGGGGGCUGGGGCGCACGGAGAAGCAGGUCCCUAUAUUGACCAAGGAGUUUGUGGUACCCUCCCCCCGAAGUAGGCAAGGACUGCACGUUUCUUUCUUUCUUGAUUCUUGGUUUUCCUUUGAGUCCUCUGGAGCUGCCUUCUCAUCAGGUGCACUCUUCAUGGAAAGUAACUCUUGCCCCGCCUCCUCUGGGCACAGGGUGUGCGUUCAGAUAACUUGGCUCCUACUCAAGGGCUUUCUUCCCCUUUAACUCCCUCCUUCUGGGGACACAUCCUGCAGCAGCUGAGGGGGUGCCCUAGCCCUGGCUGGGAGUGGAGAGGCACUGUGGUGAUAUGGCUCCAGAGGUCUGUACAUCACAUACACAUGCACACAUGCACACAUGGCAAAACUUGGAAGUGAAAGGACUUGUGUGAAAUCCCAUGGUGAGAAGGAGGAUGAAGGGAGGAGAGAGCUUUUGCUCUGGGGCUCCAGUGGGUAGGAGAGGACCUGCCUCCUGGGUGAGAAGGGUCAGAUUUUCCCAUUUUAGUUGCUUUAGGGAAGAGCAAGCAGAGUCAUGACCAGGGACACGGCUGAGAGAUAGAGGAGGCUGUGAAUGCUGAGACCAGAGCUUAUCAUCCUGGACAAGCCUGGAAGGAGGCAAUAAGUGGGAAAGGUAGGAGGAGAGAAGGCUGGGGAGGGCUGGGCAGCAAGCCAGGCACAGUGAGUGGCAGAGCAAGAGGGGAAAGCAGGAUCAGUGCCUGGAAGGCAGGUGUGCCCGUCGGGGGGAGUGGAACUCAUCAGGCUUGCCAAGAGGUUGGAAGGGAAAUGGCUGUGGGCCGGAACUGUCUUCCCUUGGUUCUUCUGGGCCAGGCCUUGGAGGAAAGCAGAAGAUGAUCCCUGCCUGUGAGCCACACCUCCUAGCUCUGGGGGCAAAGGGGCUUAGUAAAGGAAUGCUUGAUGUGUAGAGGGUUUAGUCCUGAGCUCGGGAAAUGAGAGCCAGUAAGUGCCCAGUACAUGUUUAAAAGAAAAGCUCACGGAACCUCUGGAAAGGACAGGGAAGUUGAGUUAGCCACAUAAAUGAACCCAAGUCACAUUGGAACACAGAGCUGGUCUGGGAACUGUGUUGGCUGCCACCAGAACUUCUGACCCUGUUACCUGUGAAAUGAGGCAGUUUCCCUCAUGGUUGCCAUCAGCUACCAGGAGGGACGCUGGUGGUCACUAGCUUCUGAUCCUUAUCCUGGGUGUGGCCACAGAUUGGGGGAACCUGGAUUGUGGAGUCACAUCCUCCCUGCAAAGCAAGCAGGGCAAGGGAGUUCUGGCAUUUUUUGCUUUACGUGGAGGGAGAAGAGGCACAUUAGCCUUGAAGCUGAAGCUCAUUUUAGGUUCCUUCCAGCUUUAGAAGCUUCAGCCAAAUGAAACUUGAAUCUGUCUCUUGUGACAAUAAUAGGAAGAAGGUAUUUAAAACCCCAGAUUUAUGAAUGUGUACUAUGUGGCUUAGAGAAUGUCUUUGUUCUUGUUCAGGUGGUUAUAACAAAAUACCUUAAGAGUGGGUAACUUGGCUGGAUGCAGUGGCUCAUGCCUGUAAUCCCAGCACUGUGGGAGGCCGAGGUGGGUGAAUCACCAGAGGUCAGGCAUUCAAGAACAGCCUGGCCAACAUGGCGAAGCCCCUCCUCUACUAAAAAUACAAAAUUAGUGAGGCGUGGUGGCACAUACCUGUAAUCCCAGCUACUCGGGAAGCUGAGGCAGGAGAAUCGCUUGAACCCAGGAGGUGGAGGUUGCAGUGAGCCAAGAUCAUGCCAUUGCACUCCAGCCUGGGUGACAGAGCAAGACUCCAUCUCAAAAAAAAAAAAAAAAGACCGGGUUACUUAUAAACAAAUGUUUUUCUCACGAGUCUGGAGACUGGGAAGUCCAAGAUCAAGCCACCAGUGUUUUCUGAUGAGGGCCCACUUUUUCACAGACAGUGCCUUCUAGCUGUGUCCUCUUAUGGUAGAAGAUGGGAGGCAGCUCUCCAGGGCCAUUUUUGGUUGUUUGUUUGAGAUGGAGUCUGGCUCUGUCACCCAGGCUGGAGUGCAGUGGCACAAUCUCGGCUCACUGCAACCUCCGCCUCUCUCUGCCUCCUGGGUUCAAGCAAUUCUCCUGCCUCAGCCUCCUGAAGAGCUGGGACUACAGGGAUGUACCACCAUGCCCAGCUAAUUUGUGUAUUUUUGUAGACACUGGGUUUCACAAUAUUGGCCAGGUUGGUCUCAAACUCCUGACCUCAAGUGACCUGCCCACUUCAGCCUUCCAAAGUGCUGGGAUUACAGGCAUGAGCCACUGUACCCAGUCUCCAGGGCCUUUUAAAGAAUGUCACUAAUCCCAUUCUUGAGGUCUCCACCCUCAUUAUCUAAUCACCUCCCAAAGGCUCCACCUCCUUACACCAUCAUAUUGUGGGUUAAGAUGUCAACCACAAGCCAGGCGUUGUGGCUCAUGCCUGUAAUCCCAGCAUUUUGGAAGGCUGAGGCGGGUGGAUCACUUGAGAUCAGGAGUUUGAGACCAGCCUGGCAACAUGGUGAAACCCAUCUCUACUAAAAAUAAAAAAAAUUAGCCGGGUGUGGUGGUGCACACCUCUAAUUCCAGCUACUCAGGAGACUGAGGCAGGAGAAUCCCUUGAAUCCAGGACGCGGAGAGUGCAGUGAGCUGAGAUAAUGCCACUGCACUCCAGCCUGGACAACAGAGCAAGACUCCAUCUCAUGCCCAGCCAGCAUCCCCAACAAGCUUCAUUUGCCCCUGUUUAGGUCACAAGUUUUAUUGAUGGCUGCAAUUAAUGGCCUCUUUGUAUCCAAGUCCUUUGCUGUAUGACCCAUCCAUUCUCCCCUGACUCCCAAGGUGUCAGGACAUGCUUGACUGGCUCCUGAAUUUGCUCUCUGCACGUGGGCAGUACAGUCAAGCCUCACAGUGAACCCAGGUCAGCUUUCAGGACAAAGAAAGUGGCCUGGCUGACUAGGCACAGUGAAGCCAAGGCUGGAUAGGUACAUACUUGUGCUGAUCACGUAUGUCUUAUAUCUGUGAGAGUGCAGUCCCAAUAGGCAGGUUUAAUCACUGGGGACUGCCCAACGCUGUGACAGGGCACAGAGCUCUGGGUUGCUGUGGGGGUGACUGCAUUGACCACUGUUAGUGGUUUGCUGUAUUGAUGCUCUGGGCUGUGUAACCAUGGCUCCUGCCAUCAAGAAGUGGAGUCUGUUUCUCCACCUCUGAAUCCAGCCUGGUCCUGUGACUUGCUUUGUCCUGUAGACAAGUGUAGUGCAACUUCCUGUGAGCCAGUUUCAAGCAUAGGCCUUGGAGACAAAAUUUUACCUCCACCUGUCUUAGGUUUUCAGCUGGGGCUCUGCUAUGGUUUGAUUGUGUCUCCCAAAGUUGGAACCUUGAGCCCCAGUGUUGUGAGGUGGGGCUUAAUAAAAAGUAAUUAGGCCAUGCGGGUUAUGCCCUUGUGAAUGGGUAGAUAACAUUAUUUCUGGGCCCAGGCGUGGUAGCUCAUGUCUGUAAUCCCAGCAUUUUGGGAGGUUGAGGUGUGCAGAUUACUUGAGGUCAGGAGUUUGAGACCAGCCUGGCCAACAAGGUAAAACACCAUUUCUACUCAAAAUACAAAAAUUAGCCAGGUGUGGUGGCUCAUGCCUCUAAUGCCAGCUACUUGGGAGGCUGAGACAGGAGAAUCACUUGAACCCAGGAGGCAGAGAUUGCAGUGAGCUGAGAUCGCACCACUGUACUCCAGCCUGGGCAACAAAGCAAGACUCUGUCUUAAAAAAAAGAAACCCAUUAUUUUAGGAGUGAGUUGGUUAUCCUGAGAGUGGUGCCUUUUAAAUGAAGGAGUUCAUUCUCUCUGUGUCUUUCUCUCGCCCUCACUUUGCCCUUCUGCCAUAUGAUGUCUUCCAUAGUGCUAGGACACAGCAAGAAGGCUCUCGCUAGAUGCUGGCUCCUUGAUCUUGGGCUUCCCAGCCUCCAGAACUGUAAGCCAAUACACUUCUAUUUAUUAUAUAUGACCCUUGCUGGGUUCAGUGGCUCACGCCUGUAAUCCCAAUACUUUGCAAGGCUGAGGCAGGAGGAUCACUUGAGACCAGGCAUUCAAGACCAGUCAGGGCAACAUAGUGAGACCCCAUCUCUACAAAGUUAAAAAUAUUAGCAGGGCAUGGUGUCGUGCACCUGUAGUCCUAGCUACUUGGGAGGCUGAGUUGGGAGGAUUGCUUGACCCCAGGAGGUUGAAGCUACAUCGAACCAUGAUCAUGCCAGUGCACUCCAGCCUGGAUGACAGAGCAAGACACCUAUCUCAAAUGACCCCAUCUGAGGUAUUGUUAUAGCAAAACAAAACAGAUUAAGAGAGACUUUUUAAUGAAAAGACAGAUGCACAAAGAAAAACAAUGUUUUUGUUUUUGUUUUGAGGCAGAGUCUUGCUCUCGUCCCCCAGGCUGGGGUGCAGUGGCGCCAUCUUGGCUCACUGCAACCUCCGCCUCCCAGUUUCAAGAGAUUCUCCUGCCUCAGCCUCCUGGGUAGCUGGGAUUACAGGUGUACACCACCACGCCCGGCUAAUUUUUUUGUAUUUUUAGUAGAGAUGGGGUUUCACCAUGUCGAUCAGGCUGGGCUGGAACUCCUGACCUCAGGUGAUCCACCUGCCUUGGCCUCCCAAAGUGCUAGGAUUACAGGCUUGAGCCACUGCACCUGGCGAAAAAGUUUGUUAACACAGGCAGUCAACAUCACUCAGGAUAAGCCUCAAUGAAAAGUAACAAAGUGAUGGCUUGGAACACUGUCUUACACAGCAUUUUUAAAAAAGACAAUAAAUUUUUAGAGAUAUGACGACCAAGGACAACAAUUUUAGGCUUCCAAAGGUGUUAAACUAUGGGAUGGUAAAUAUCCAAGACGAAGCUGAUGCAACAGGAUUUGUCUGCAGCAGCCUCUGGCACCGCCUCUGAGUUAAGGGUUGUCUCCAGUGAUGGAGAAUUUAUAUUGUGCCUUUAGGCAGAAAAGGGGAGGGAAACCUGACCUUUUCCUGCACUUUCUACUUCUUACUUGCCUUCAGCUGAAAAUCUUUUUUUAUGUGAAAAAGGCAUAAUCUGAGCUGACGCCUGUGCUUUCCUCCACCUGAAGAGAACCUGCGUGCUGCUCCUUUGCUUCGGACCGCCACCUCUGCGCGGGAGAAAGCCCAGGCCAGCCUGCUGGACAAGCAGGGACCGUGAGAAGGAGAGUUCAGGUGUCCCAAUCCAGGCCAUCCUAGACCAGCCAGCCCCUCGUGAGCCCCAUCUGAUCAGCACGCAGCCAUUUUGGCUGCCUUCUGCUGGCCAAAGGGAGUCCCAGGGUUCACCCAGAUUCAGAGGUGGGGAAACUGAGUCCACCACUUGAGAAGAGUAGCUAUAGAGACAUAUGAGCGAGACCAGCUGAGCCCAGCACUGCGGCCAAGUCGAAGACUUUAGGAGCAAUAAAAGUGCUUAUUGUGUUUCAGUCA